AUGAGCUCGCCGCAGAAGAAGACCGCCGCCGCAACAGAGGGUAACCUCUCUGUUGCUCAAUACCAUGAGCGCCAGCAGGCAAAGCGCGACGCGCUCGCUGCAAAGGCCGCGUCGGGGACAACUCAGUCGGAGAUUGUUCUCGAAGGUUCCUCUGUAGUCAACGACGCCGUUGACUAUGGGAGUGACGACGAAGAGAUGGAAGAGGGCGAGGCCUCUUCCAACAAGCGCAAGGAGUCUAUCGACAGUGAUAGUCUCGACCCGCAUGCCGGGUCGAGACGCCCUCGUGAAGGAGACGACUCGGACGCUUCGAGCUCGAAGCGUUCGCGCGGCGAGAGCGAAACUCCGCUCUCCGCUGCUGGGGCUUUAAGCUCCCCGCGUGAGGUGUCGUCUUCAAGUUUUCCGCGCGCUGCUCAGGCAGCGCGCGAUCCGUGGACGCCGUCUGCGUCAGAGAUCGCAGACCGUGUGGGCAACACCGUGCCUCCAAAUGAAAUUCCGCUGUACGUAUGCAGCGGGAUCCACGAUGAUGCUGUGGCGGAGGACAAGAAGACCUCUUCUCGCAGCAAAGUGCCUAAGUGGCAGGCACUUUGUCAAAGUUGGAAUGCUUUUGUUGAGAACUUCAAGAAGAAGCCGGCUGCUUACCGUGAGCGGGUUAAGCAUGCCCGUGAGCGCUUCGAGACAUUCUCGACGCGCGGGAGGCUGGAGCAGCUCCACAGAUCCUCUGUGGACGCUGGUAUUCCGUGCGCUGUGCCCGAAGGCCAUCAGUGCACGUUGUGUCUUCCGGGUGCGGUGCGCUUGAGCGACCGCGACCUAAACCGGUACACGACGAUUCGUGUACCUGAGAGUCUCAAGGAUCUCCGUGCCAAGUUCUUGGCACGCGAGGAACGCGACGAUCGUGGGACCUCGGGCGAGUAG
This is a messenger RNA of Phytophthora sojae, 912 nucleotides long. RefSeq lists its product as hypothetical. The transcript has 2 exons. Lineage: Eukaryota; Oomycota; Peronosporomycetes; Peronosporales; Peronosporaceae. The coding region runs from base 1 to 912 and encodes 303 amino acids. The record is from RefSeq and is a predicted model, not a curated record.